Molecule: messenger RNA, 2118 nt
Organism: Stegastes partitus (bicolor damselfish)
Lineage: Eukaryota; Metazoa; Chordata; Actinopteri; Pomacentridae
Product: cytochrome P450 3A30-like
Exons: 14
Coding region: 53-1573 (506 amino acids)
Molecular function (GO): iron ion binding; steroid hydroxylase activity; oxidoreductase activity, acting on paired donors, with incorporation or reduction of molecular oxygen
Source: RefSeq, a predicted model, not a curated record
GAGUUCAGUGCAAACCUGAAAUCAACGCAACUUGGGAGAGCAAGAGACAAUCAUGGGCUUUCUUCCUGUCUUUUCUUUAGAAACAUGGAUUCUACUGAUCACAUUUAUCUGCCUAUUUGUUAUGUAUGGCCAAUUGACCUUUGGAGUAUUUGAGAAGUUGGGGAUCCCAGGUCCCAAGCCCACAAUGUACAUGGGGACAGUCACCAAGCAGAAUGCUGUGUAUUACAUAGGAGACUGGGAAAAUGCUCAAAAGUACGGGAGAAUAUGGGGUAUGUAUGAGUUAAGGAAACCCAUGCUGGCUGUGACAGAUCCUGACAUGCUGAAAACCAUCUUGGUGAAGGAGUGCUUCACCUAUUUUCCCAACCGGAGAAACUUCCGUCUGAAUGGGGAUCUCUAUGAUGCAGUGAAUAUUGCUGAAGACGAACAGUGGAGACGGAUUCGUAGCAUCCUCACUCCCACCUUCACCUCUGGCCGUAUAAAAGAGAUGUACAGCAUCAUGAAGCAUCAUUCCCGCAGGAUGACUGACAGCCUGCAGUCCAAGGCCCAAAAUGAAGAAGCUGUUACUGUAAAAGACCUCUUUGGAGCCUACAGUAUGGGCGUGAUGGUGAGCGUUGCAUUCGGUGUGGACAUCGAUUUAUUUAACAGCCCUUCAAGCCCUCUCAUCACUCAUGCCGCAAAACUGUUUAAUUUCCCCCUGGGUAUUUUCUUCCUCCAAGGAUUUUUUCCCUUCUUGCUUCCUCUCUUGGAGCUGCUAAAUGUCUCCAUUUUCAGCAAGGCAUCUACUGCUUUCUUUAAGAAGCUUGUGGAGGAGAUCAGAGCAGAACGCGAUGGCAGCUCAGGGCAGAAGCCAGCAGAUAUCCUUCAAUAUCUGAUCAACUGCCAGACAAUCACUAAACCCACUAAAGAAACAUUAAAGAACGGUCUAACUGAUCAUGAGAUCACAUCCCAAGCGACAAUGUUUAUGUUUGCCGGAUACGAGACAAGUGCCUCCACUCUGAGUUUCUUAGCCUACAAUCUGGCAAGAAAUCCAGAAGUCAUGAAACGCCUGCAAAAGGAGAUAGACGCUACUUUCCCGAAUAAGGAUCCGGUCCAGUAUGAAGCUCUGAUUCAGAUGGAGUACCUCGACAGUGUUGUCAAUGAGAGUCUCAGGCUCUACCCCCCAGCUGCACGACUCGAACGAGUGGCUAAAGAAACUGUCAAGAUCAAUGGAAACACAAUCCCAAAGGACAUGCUUGUGAUGAUUCCUGUCUACGCUUUGCACCGUGACGCCGAACUGUGGCCAGAGCCAGAGGAGUUUAACCCUGACAGAUUCAGUAAGAAGAACAAGCAGAACAUCAACCCAUACGCUUACCUGCCAUUCGGGAUCGGGCCAAGGAAUUGCUUGGGGAUGCGAUUUGCUCUGGUGAUGGUCAAACUGGCGUUGGUGGAAGUUUUGCAGAACUACAGCUUCUCAGUCUGCGAGAAGACAGAGAUUCCUUUACAGAUGAGUCCCUAUGGUCUGACUGGACCCAUUCAUCCCAUCCAAUUAAAGCUGGUGAUGCGUGGCACCGAAUCGGAAAGUGUGGACUACUAGAAAGUGCUCACAGAUACAAUGCUCAAGGCUGAGAUGACCUCUGAAUUGAUUAUAUUAACAACUGAAAAUGCUACAUAAAGCUAGCUACUAUAAGAUUUACGUUUUUAUUAGAAGCUUGUAAUCUGAUCUGAGACAAAAUAGAAAGUUAGUCGACCAUGUUGGACACCUGUAGAACAUAACUGGAGGUUAUGUGUGUCAUGGUGAUGAAUUAUGGCAUUUUGUGUCAAUUGAACCUUACACACAAGGAUUUUGAAUUCUUUGAAUAUCACACAUGAAUUAGUAAUGGGCAAUGGUCCAAAUACAAUAUCUACCAAAUUCAGUGAAAAAGCAAAGACCUUGAAAGAAUUCUAUUUUAAAAAAUAUCCUAAAUAGUGGGAAACAUUAGAUGUCCAGGAGACACAUAUACACUGUUUUCUAAGAUUAUUUUUUGUAAUAUAACCCUGUUGUUAAACUGAUUAUAUGUAUUUACAAUCUGUAACAAAGUGUACUGUGCACUGAGAAUUUUGAAUGAUAUUAAAACAAAGCAUUUUAUACAGUUUAUGUCA